This is a messenger RNA of Sitophilus oryzae (rice weevil), 2118 nucleotides long. Its product is annotated as calcium release-activated calcium channel protein 1-like. Gene Ontology annotation, molecular function: store-operated calcium channel activity. The coding region runs from base 424 to 1491 and encodes 355 amino acids. The transcript has 7 exons. NCBI's taxonomy places the organism in Eukaryota, Metazoa, Arthropoda, Insecta, Coleoptera, Curculionidae. The record is from RefSeq and is a predicted model, not a curated record. Gene Ontology annotation, cellular component: membrane. Gene Ontology annotation, biological process: store-operated calcium entry.
ACAAUCAUAAAACCACUGGGAUUCCGAAGUCAUUUUUGCAUUCCCAUUUCUCGAUGAAAAAUGGUACUGAUAAACCGGUAGGUACCAUCAUCGUGUCGUGAACUCACAGUAAAAGCGCGACUUGUUCAGUGCGAGCCGGUGUCUUUCUACAGACAGACGGGUUACGCGGGUACUAUCAUAAGGUACUAUCGAAGUCGAAAUAUCCACGAUUAAAGAAACAUUCGUGAAAGUGCUUAUUUAUGUUAUGCCUAUAGUCGUUUAAGAUCGCAACAAUAAAUCAAUACAUCUAGUCGUUAUAAAAGGAAACAGAUUGAACUGUGUCCUCACACAGGUGGGGAAAUACCGGCUAAAAUUCCUCUACGUUAUGGACUUCUUAAAAGCUCGCGUUUAAAGGAACAACAACUCGACCUUUGAACAAGAAACAUGCAGAGUAUCAAUAUGAAGGCGGACCAAGGUACUCAAGUCAAUUUUUCGACGGUUCCCAGAAACCACUUGAGAAAAAUGAAGAGACACAACACUUCUGGCGAUUUAAUCUAUUCCCAACAUAUAAGAACGCUGAGCAAUUCAUGGGCACAGCUAAAACCCCUGUCAACACGCCCAAGAUCGCUCAAUAUCGUCGAAGCCUUCAACAGACCGAAAGUAUUAGCAAGUGACAGUCCCCUGUCACUUUUGUCAACUCCGGGAAUGGAAACUCCGUUAAGUUCCAUCUCGCGAGAACGAACUCCUCCAUUUUCCUGCAACUCCAGCACAAUAUCGAUGGGAUACAAAGGACCUCCUAUGUAUAUACCACCACCGCCACCUCCUCGGCUGAAAGCGGUGCAGGACGAUGAAAGUACCAGCAGUUCCCGAUGUUGUUGCAAAUGUUACGACGUCGAAACAGGCAGAAAUGGUACCAAAGUGAUCUCUAACACCCCAGAAGGACUGUCGUGGCGACGGUUACACAAAUCGAGGGCGAAACUCAAGGCAACAGCUACUACCUCGGAACUACUAUCAGGAUUCGCCAUGAUAGCAAUGGUGGAGCUUCAAAUCAACACCCCCACAAAUGUUCCUGAGUGGCUUUUCGUGAUGUUCGCCGUUUGCACGACCAUACUAGUCGCAGUUCACAUUUUUGCCUUGAUGAUAUCCACGUACAUCCUGCCCAAUAUCGAAUCGAUAGCAAAACUAGAAAUAUGCGAGCUGGUUACGGAAAGUCCCCACGAAAGGAUGCGAGGCUUCAUUGAACUAGCCUGGGCAUUUUCAACUAUUUUAGGUUUAUUUUUAUUUAUGGUCGAGGUAGCAAUACUCUGUUGGGUGAAAUUCUGGGACUAUAGUUUCACAGCGGCAGUGGCGGCGACUAUAAUAGUGGUUCCGGUACUAAUAGUGUUUGUUUUGUUCGCGGCGAACUUUUACCAUUCCCUCGUAGUGGACAAGUGUAAUUCCUCCAUCAGCGACAUGAGAAAAUUGGAGGAAAUGAAAAAGAACUUGGACGAAAUUAGCCAAUCUCCAGUGUGAUCUUGUAGAAAUAUGAUGUGGUUGUGUAAAAAAACUUGAAAAACUUUUUUUUUGAAGUUCCAUUUAGAACCUCGAAAUUAGUGAAACAAAUUAGUGGUUUCAGUUAGGGCAGACGUUUCUUCCUCUAAUUCAUUGUAAAAAUUAGUGGUAGUACUUUUAAAUCAGUAUAAACAGUUAACAAACUUUAAUUGUUCUACUAAUUAUACGUCAAAAUUUGCGAGUAAUGUCAUUUUGGCCUAUCAUUACCAUCUGUCAAGAGAAUUUGUGGUUAGAUAUAAAAGUUUGUUGUUUUAUAACCUAAUUAUUAAGUUUUCUCUAUGGAUACCACUAAAUACUACAAGCUGUUGUUAGGAUUAUCUAUAUCUCUUUUAGACAUUGUGAAUGCUCGUAAACUCAUAAGUAUAAAGUAUAAUUGAAACCCCUAAUUUAUUCCACUAAUUGCGAGAUUCUGAAUAAAGCUUUUUAGAGUUGUUUAGAAUAUCUAGAAGUUAGUUAUUUUAUUUUUAGAACUGAAAAUACAUUUUAUAGCAACGACGGCUAGUAGAAUUUCGGCUGUCUUUCGAUUAUUAAAAACUAAAAACAAUUUUAAAAUUUGUGAUUUUUUUUAAUUUUUGGAUGUAAAAGCAA